AUGGCCGUUUCUCUUCCAUACUCGGCCCUGGCUGUCGUCGCAGUGGUGGCCUUCCUCGUCCUCCGCGCCGUAUAUCGCGUCACAUUCCAUCCACUGGCGAAGUUCCCUGGCCCGAAGUUGGCGGCUAUCUCGUCGAUAUAUCAGGCUUGGUAUGACUUGAGGCCUGAGACAUCAUACAUCUUUGAGUUUGCUAGGUUGCACGAGAAGUUUGGACCGAUUGUGCGCAUCACACCGAAUCAAUUGCAUGUCUUUGACAUCGCCGCGUACAACGAAAUCUUCAAGAUUGGAACGCGCUAUGCUCGACACCGCGACAACUAUAACAACGAGGCGGCCGAUGGAUUCUUCAACCAACUCGAGUUGAAAACAGCCAAACCCUGGCGCGAUGCAUACCAACCCUACUUCUCCAAGGGCGCCAUCACGCGCCUCGAGCCCCUGAUCAAUAGCCGCAUCAAGAAGUUUCUUUCCAAGUUCGAAUUGGCGGCCGCGAAUAACGAGCCCAUGGACUUGAGCAUGGGCUUCCGCAGUGUGACCAGCGACGUCGUCACCAGCUAUAUGUUCGCGGACAAUGGGUUCGAGUUGCUCGACGUCAAGGACUUCCAGUCGUCGAUCCUGAUCGCAUUGGAACAGUACUUUGACUUUUCGCAGUGGGCGACGUACUGGCCUAAUUUCAUGCCAUGGUUAACAAGGCAACUGCAGAAAUUAACCGAGGAACAGCAGGAAAAGUUCAUACCCGCCCUCGCUGCAACGAACUGGAUCACCGAGCAAUGCCGGCUCAAGGUCGAGCGGAUCAUGCAGAACGGAGGCUCUGAAGACGGAACCCCCACCGUCUUCGACGCGUGGGCGAAACCCAAGGAGAAACGAACAUGGACUCCGAACAUGCGACAGAUGACCGCAGACGCAUUCACCUUCCACGGCGCGGGCACAGAUACCACGGCCCACACGCUGACCACCGCGACAUGGCACUUGAUCAACAACGAAGAGUGUCUGCAGAAGUUGCGCGCGGAAUUGCACGAGGCCGUCAAGGAGCCGGAGAGCGAGCAGCUGGUCAGCACGAAUGUGCUCGAGACCUUGCCCUACCUGAGGGCCGUCGUCAAGGAGGCCCUGAGAAUGAGUAUGGGCGUGCCUGGCCGGAUGGCUCGCGUCGUGCCCGAAGGCGGAGCCGUGCUGUGCGGACAGAAGAUUCCCGGCGGAACCGCAAUAACCAGCGCCUGCUACUGCUACCACUUCGACCCCAAGGUCUUCCCCUCGCCUCACACGUUCGAUCCCGAGAGAUGGCUCGCCCCAGACGCCGCGCAACUCGAGAGCCGCUUCAUGGCCUUUUCAAAGGGUCCCCGGUCGUGCAUCGGCAUCAACUUGGCGUAUGCGGAGCUGUACCUCAACUUGGCGUACAUGGUGAGGCGGUUCGAUCUGGAAGCGUGCCAGACGACGGACAGGGACAUGGAGUGGAAGGAUAAUUUUGUGGUCACGACGAAGGGGCAUUUGCGGGUCAAGGUCAAAAGGGUCGAGGAGGACAAUUGA
Messenger RNA from Cladophialophora yegresii CBS 114405, 1518 nucleotides. RefSeq lists its product as uncharacterized. NCBI's taxonomy places the organism in Eukaryota, Fungi, Ascomycota, Eurotiomycetes, Chaetothyriales, Herpotrichiellaceae. The coding region runs from base 1 to 1518 and encodes 505 amino acids. The transcript has 9 exons. The record is from RefSeq and is a predicted model, not a curated record. Gene Ontology annotation, molecular function: monooxygenase activity; heme binding; iron ion binding.